AUGAGGGUAACCAAGCAAGCCGUUAUUAAAUUUAGCAUUGGAAGGUAUCAAGAUAAAAUCUUGUGUGAUGUGGUACCUAUGCAAGAUUGUCAUCUUUUGCUUGGGAGGCCUUGGCAAUUUGAUAGGGAUGCGCAACAUAGUGAGAGGUCCAAAAAGUAUUCAUUUGUGUUCGAGGGUAGAAAGUACACUCUUGCCCCAUUUACACCCUAUCAAGUGAGUGAAGAUUAUCGAAUCAUAAAGGAACUCGGAGAGAGGGUUCAAAAUAAGGAAAUGGAGAAGCAUGAUAAGGGAACCUUGGUGGCUAUUGGUGGAGAAGGAUCAUCUCAAGAUGGAUCCAAGAGGUGUAUGUUGGCAAAAUCAAGAAAUUAUUUGAAGGGAGUUGAUGAGAGGCACUUCAUGGUGUACCUUGUAAACAAAGAUCUUCUUUUGCAUACUAACCAAACUACUAGCACUUUGCCUAGUAGCGUGUCUUCUCUUUUGCAGGAAUAUGAUGAGCUAUUUCCGGAGGAAAUGCCCAAUGAAUUACCUCCAUUGAGGGGUAUUGAACAUCAAAUUGACUUUGUACCGGGUUCACAAAUUCCCAACAAACCGGCUUAUAGGAGCAAUCCGAAAGAAACAAAAGAAUUGCAAAGGCAAGUUGAGGAGCUUCUUGAAAAGGUUCUAGUAAAGAAGAGUCUUAGCCCAUGUGCCGUUCCGGUGAUUCUUGUUCUAAAGAAAGAUGACACUUAG
Lycium ferocissimum is the source of this 729-nucleotide messenger RNA. RefSeq lists its product as uncharacterized. The transcript has a single exon. The coding region runs from base 1 to 729 and encodes 242 amino acids. NCBI's taxonomy places the organism in Eukaryota, Viridiplantae, Streptophyta, Magnoliopsida, Solanales, Solanaceae. The record is from RefSeq and is a predicted model, not a curated record.